AUGAAGGCGCUCAUUCUCACUCCUGCAACGAAAGAUGUCUCUAUUCAAGAGCUCCCCGUUCCCGAACCUCGCGAUGGCGAAGUCCUCAUUCGAGUUCAUGCUGUGGCACUUAAUCCCAUAGAUUCUAUAUAUGUGGUCCAUCCAAUUGCAGAACAAGAGCAUCGAAUUAUCGGAACGGACUUUGCCGGAGUGAUAACCGCUGUUGGGCCUGGUUUGAGUUCUUCAACCGAUCUCCGCGCCAAAGUUGGCGGCCGCGUGGCAGGAUUCCAUCAAGGUGCCUGCUCUACCAAUGAUCGCCCCGGAGCGUUUGCGGAGUACAUCACUGCACCAUAUGAUCUUCUCUGGUCAGUGCCAGAUAGCAUGUCGCUCGAGGAUGCUUCAGCCAUCAGCAUGUGCGGAUUGACUGCUGCACAAGGAGUCUACUCGCGCCUCAACCUUCCAUGUCCCUUUGAUGAUCAAACUGGAGCCUUAAUAGACAAUGGACAUGAUGUCACCAAUGUGCUCAUCUAUAGUGCAUCCACCUCUCUUGGCCUAUACGCUGCUCAGCUGGUUCAACAUGCGGCUCGCACUUCUGGCCGCAAAAUACGUCUCAUUGGGGCUGCAAGUCCUUCAAAACAUGAUUUGCUUCGCAAAGCGCCUUAUAAUUACGAUACAUUGGUUGACUACCGCGAUCCUGAGUGGGUUGAAAAAGUCAAAAUGGCUACGGAGGGCAAGGGGGUUGACCUUGCAGUGGACACCAUAUCGGAAGGACAGACUGUGUAUAGUGUCCAUGACACUCUAGCUGCUACCGCAAAGAUGGCUGUAUUCCGCGGACCCAAGGGAGGUCAAUAUGAUCCAUCUGAACUACGCAUUAAGCCCAUCUAUGGAGCCGUAUGGGAGGGACUGGGCCAUGAGAUUGGAUAUAACGGGGCCAUCUUUCCUGCUAACCCGGAAGCGCGAAUGUUUGCCACAAAGUUCUUCAACUUCUUAAGCACAGCCGCAGCUGAUGGGAAAGUGAAACUGGAGCCGAAUCCCGUGCGACUUAUGCCAGGAGGCUUAGAGAGAAUUGUGCCGGACGGUUUCACACUCUUGGGUAGCGGUCUUGUGUCGAAGAGGCCAGAUACAAGCCGCACAGAGAAUUACAUGCGACCUAUUAGCGGAGAAAAGAUUGUAUAUAAAAUCUCAAGCAAAGCGUAA
Molecule: messenger RNA, 1176 nt
Organism: Trichoderma asperellum CBS 433.97
Lineage: Eukaryota; Fungi; Ascomycota; Sordariomycetes; Hypocreales; Hypocreaceae
Molecular function (GO): oxidoreductase activity, acting on NAD(P)H
Source: RefSeq, a predicted model, not a curated record